GGCGGCUAUGGCUUCGCGAGCGAUGCCAGGUGUGUGUACCGUCUGCGAGGAGGUCCCAAAAUACCGCUGUCCCGCCUGCCGCGUCCCGUACUGCUCCGUCCCCUGCUACAAGAAGCACAAAGAGAAAUGCAUCUCCAAACCCUCUGCCGUGGUGAAAAGUGGAGACUCGGAUCCACAUCUUAUGAAAACAAAGAUUUUGAAGGACAAAGGUAAUGAUUGGUCAGUGGCUGAUAUUCUGGACAGUGAUGAUGAAAAGGACAGAGUCUCUAUUCGGAAGCUGAAAGACCUGGGGGACUCUAAGGAAUUAAGGAACUUACUGACCAAUCCCCACCUCCGACAGUUGCUGGUCAGCAUUGACCAGGCAGAAGACAAAGAGACCCUUAUGAAAAGCCAUAUGCAAGAGCCCUUGUUUGUGGAGUUUGCUGACUGCUGUCUUAGGAUUGUUGACCCUCCUGAGAAAGAAAACACUUUGGAUGUGGAGGGGUGAACCAGGCUUGCUAUGAGCUCCUGCAAACACGGAAAAGGAACUGGCCAGCCUUUGGGAAAGAGGAAAUGAGGGUGGUCCCCUCACUCUGGGGUUUAGAGUGUAGGGUGGAUCACAGGCAGCCCCAGGACACGAUGGAGAGAGAUAUCCCCAAGGUAGAGGCUCAGCUGGGUGGCUGGCUCUAGUUGAAGGCCUGGGACUCUUCAGCCUCUACUUUUCGUUCAUCUUGCCAGUGAACACAAUGUGCUCAAGCCCAAAAGAGGUAACUUAUUUGGAGAAAAGAAAGACUAUUUACUAGUAAUGUGGACUGGUUCUUUAAAAAGCUUUAUUUGUUCAUGGUACACAUCAAAACAAGCCUUGGAGAGGGGUUUGUUUAGCAAAGUUUCCCUCUCC
Molecule: messenger RNA, 877 nt
Organism: Trichosurus vulpecula (common brushtail)
Lineage: Eukaryota; Metazoa; Chordata; Mammalia; Diprotodontia; Phalangeridae
Gene: ZNHIT3
Product: zinc finger HIT-type containing 3
Exons: 5
Coding region: 8-487 (159 amino acids)
Biological process (GO): snoRNA localization; maturation of LSU-rRNA from tricistronic rRNA transcript (SSU-rRNA, 5.8S rRNA, LSU-rRNA); box C/D snoRNP assembly
Cellular component (GO): nucleus; pre-snoRNP complex
Molecular function (GO): protein binding
Source: RefSeq, a predicted model, not a curated record